CGCUGGAGGUUUUGCGCACAGGUGAUCUUCAGUCUCGCAGCGUGUCUGUCGGGGCGAAGGAAAAUGGGGAAGCUUCGGGAGUUCGAGAUCGCGUUUGACAACAACAAGGACAAGUACAGUCCGGGGGAGUCCAUCUCGGGGACCGUGAAGAUCCAAGUGGCCCAGUCGCUGCAAUGUAAAGCCAUCAAAGUGAACUGCAAUGGCUUCUGUGGCGUCACCAGUAAAGUCAAUGACACGGCAUGGAUCGUGGAGGAGCAGUACUUCAGCAGCACCAUCUCUGUUGCAGAUAAAGGAACCCUCAAACAGGGAGAGCACAUGUUUGCCUUCAGGUUUCUCAUACCAGACACUGCUCCCACAUCUUUUGAAGGCAAGUAUGGAAGGAUAAUCUACAGAGUGAGGGCUUUCGUUGACACGCCCAAAUUAGCUAAGAACUACAGCAUCGAGAAACCUUUCUACCUCCUACGCCUUCUGAACCUGAACGAAGUGCCAGAUAUAUGGGGAACCUGCUCAAAUGCAGUGACGCAGCAGUUCACCUACAUGCUGAUGAAAACAGGUACAGUGGUCCUGAAGGCCCAAACUGACAUGAAGGGCUACACACCAGGCCAGGUCAUCCAGGUGAUGGUUAACAUCCAGAACCAGUCUGGGAAGACCACAGGCAACAUGGCAGCCAGCCUGAUGCAGAAAGUGAUCUAUGAGACGAAGAAGCCCACCUAUGACAUGAGGAUGGUAGCGGAGGUGGAGGGAGGAGUGGUGAAGGCCGGCAAGGAGGUAGAUUGGAAGGAGCAGCUCAUCGUUCCUCCUCUCCCUCAGUCCUGCCUCACUGGCUGCGAGCUAAUAAAGAUUGAAUAUUAUGUGAAAGUCAGUCUGAAGUCUCCUGAUGUUAUGCUCACAUUACCCAUCCAGAUUGGGAACGUCUCACUGGACAAAAAACGUCAGCCUAAAAAAGUAACUCCUCCUCCCACUGAGAAUAAACCAGCCUCCACCUCUGUACCAGACACCACCCAGCCUGAUGCGGCUCCUCCUGCGGCAUCUGCAUCCACACCUACACAACCGCCUCGCCCCGCACCAAAACCUGCUCCCCGUCCAGCCCCUCGCUCCAGGGGGUCCUCCCACAGUACCCCCAGUGCUCCUCCGAUUGACUACGACAUUGGCGCAGAGGGCGGGACGCCGAUGGGUGCAGACAUCCCCAACAAGCGGCAGUCCCAGCUUGUGUCGCCCAACGCUUUCAGCUAUGCGCCAGGUCUGUUUUUCCCCGGGAACCAGCAGCACAACACACCUUCAACUGCACCCAGCGCACCUGUGUCCACAGGAGGCACGUCACUUUACCCCUCACUGAAUGGUGCCAACAACAUGCCAACACCACACAUUUUUCCACCGGACUACGGCACAUCAUCUUAUCCCCACGCAAUCCAGUUCCCUCCAGGAGCUGCUGUCGACUACUGAAAAAGGUAUUCCUGAAGCCAGAAAUUUCAAGACUGAGGCUCCUCCUUCUUACGAUGAGAGCUGCAACAUAUGAGGUGGAUGAAGAAGCAGAGUCCAGGAUGAUCAAUUCUUUGAGGUCAAAUCAAACGUUGGAGUGGAGAGAAACUGAUGCUCAAGGACAUGGACAAAAUCAUAGCAAGACACUUUUCUACAUGUAAGGAAAUCAGGUUUUGAUUGUAAACAACAGUGAACUGAACUCAAACUCUUGCUGCCCAGUGAACAAGUACCUUCACCAGUCACACAGGAGAGGAGGUAUUCACAGCUGGAGUCCAGCUUUACCCAAACCAACAGUCUUUUGAAAUUGAAGUUUGCUAUGCGUUUAGCACUUUUAAUAUUGAAGAGGAAGGAUAGAAAAUCCUAAUGUUUUUUUUGUUUUUAAGAAGUCAAAACACAUCAAGGUUUUAGUUCGGGCUUAUUGAGGAAUCCUUUAGGUGAUGUCUGUGUUGUCAAGUUUGACAGUUUUAUGUUUUAAGUAUGUAAACAACCGUGUCAUCUAGCAUUUAGUCUGGUGUCUCGACAGAUACCCCUUGGGAUUGUUUAAUGCAAACAGAUGAGGUCAUCCUUUACGAGAAUGUUUUUCUUUAUUUUAUUUUAUUUUAUUUUUUAUUUUAUUUUUAUUUUUUUUAAAAAAAGAAAUGCCAUGUUGAUUUAUUUGUCUUUGAUCAGUUUUCAGUUUCAUGUUGAUUAUGAUGAUCAAUCCAGAUAUUACCAUUGCAAGUUAUCGACAUGUGGUUUUGGCAUGGUGUAUAUUCCAGUAUAACCUCUUGAGAUUCCCUAUUGCUUCAGUUUCCUGUGUUGCCAUUUAGUGACUGUAGACAUCUUAUAGUAAUGGUGUAUAUAUUUUUUUUUCUACACCCACUGAAAAUGUUUUCAGUACAAAGGAAAAUGCAGCACCACUGUGAUUUGAGGUUUUAUUUGAUGUAGUUCACACCAUCUGCCUUAAUCGUAAAUUUUGUAAACAAGUUUUCUCAUUUCUUGAUCAUGUUAGAAGCAGAGGCAACGUUCUAUUUUAUAUAUUUAUUAUUUUAAGUCUCUUCCAACUGCUGUCUGCAUUCAAAUAAAUGCUUAAAAUUG
This is a messenger RNA of Mugil cephalus (flathead mullet), 2556 nucleotides long. RefSeq names its product arrestin domain containing 1a (gene arrdc1a). Gene Ontology annotation, molecular function: ubiquitin protein ligase binding; ubiquitin-like ligase-substrate adaptor activity. The coding region runs from base 64 to 1443 and encodes 459 amino acids. Gene Ontology annotation, cellular component: cytoplasm. Gene Ontology annotation, biological process: protein transport. Lineage: Eukaryota; Metazoa; Chordata; Actinopteri; Mugiliformes; Mugilidae. The transcript has 9 exons. The record is from RefSeq and is a predicted model, not a curated record.